Messenger RNA from Sorex araneus (European shrew), 738 nucleotides. Its product is annotated as cysteine-rich secretory protein 2. The transcript has 7 exons. The coding region runs from base 1 to 738 and encodes 245 amino acids. Lineage: Eukaryota; Metazoa; Chordata; Mammalia; Eulipotyphla; Soricidae. The record is from RefSeq and is a predicted model, not a curated record. Gene Ontology annotation, cellular component: extracellular region.
AUGGCUUUGCUUCCGGCAAUAGUGUUUCUGACUGCUGUGCUGCUCCCAUUUUUACCUGCAGAAGCCAAGGAUGAUCCAUCUUUUUCUUCUUUGUUAACUUCUCAAUCCAGUAUUCAAAAGGAGAUUGUAAACAAACACAAUGAAUUUAGGAAAUCAGUCCGGCCGCCUGCUAGCAACAUGCUAAAGAUGGAAUGGAGCAGAGAAGUAACAUUAAAUGCCCAAAAGUGGGCAAACAAAUGCACUUUAGAACACAGUAGCCCAGAGGAACGAAAAACAAGUACAAAAUGUGGUGAGAAUCUCUAUAUGGCAAGUGACCCUACCCCCUGGUCAGCUGCAAUCCAAAACUGGUACGAUGAAAGUCAGAAUUUUGAAUAUGGUGUAGGGGCAAAAAGUAGUGGUGUAGCAGUUGGACAUUAUACUCAGGUUGUCUGGUACUCAUCUUACCGUGUUGGAUGUGGAGUUGCCUAUUGUCCUAAUCAAGAGAACCUAAAAUAUUUUUAUGUUUGCCAAUACUGUCCUGCUGGGAAUAACGUAAUGAAAAAGAACACCCCUUACCUCAGUGGAACACCUUGUGCCAGUUGCCCUAAUAACUGUGACAAAGGACUGUGCACCAAUAGUUGUGAACAUGAAGAUCUUCUUAGUAACUGUGAUUCCUUGAAGUCAACAGCUGGCUGUGAACAUGAAAUGCUCAAGCUAAAGUGCAAAGCUACCUGCCUAUGUGAAGACAAAAUUUACUGA